Molecule: messenger RNA, 2238 nt
Organism: Haplochromis burtoni (Burton's mouthbrooder)
Lineage: Eukaryota; Metazoa; Chordata; Actinopteri; Cichliformes; Cichlidae
Gene: usp30
Product: ubiquitin specific peptidase 30
Exons: 13
Coding region: 266-1699 (477 amino acids)
Biological process (GO): protein deubiquitination
Cellular component (GO): cytosol; nucleus
Molecular function (GO): cysteine-type deubiquitinase activity; cysteine-type endopeptidase activity
Source: RefSeq, a predicted model, not a curated record
GGCACAAAACAGCUUAAUUGCAGGUGCACGCGGAAGGAAGAAGCGCGGUCGCGAUGCCGCCGCCGUAGGCUUUGGUUGGACCCAAAAUGAAACAUGCGCAGACUCGCUGUCUGGUUUAAUGCCACAGUUAGUAAGCCUGCUACAGGAGAUAUGCACUGAUAUUAAUGAGGUAUAGACUGUUUUUGAACAUAGAAGCGUGGGUGCUUAUUGAUGGAGGAUACGUAGGGGCCAGAGGGUAGCCUUACCUCGGAGCUCUCGAAACAAGAUGAUAAAGAACUGGGGCGUCAUUGGUGGGAUAGCUGCUGCGAUUGCAGCUGGAGUAUAUGUUUUGUGGGGUCCAAUCACAGAGCGAAAGAAAAGAAAGAGAGGUAUGGCACCAGGUCUUUUAAACUUGGGGAACACCUGCUUUCUGAACUCGUUACUUCAGGGCUUAGCAGCAUGUCCGUCAUUCAUCAGGUGGCUGGAGAAGUUUGCAGCUCUGCCUUCAAUCCAGUCCUGCAAAGACAACCAGCUAUCCACAACACUGCUCCAGCUUCUCAAAGCGCUAUCCAGUGAUGAGCCAGGUGAGGAUGAUGUUCUUGAUGCUGGAUGUCUCCUGGAUGUCCUCAGACUGUACAGAUGGCACAUCAGCUCAUUUGAAGAGCAGGAUGCACAUGAGCUGUUUCAUGUCCUUACAUCUUCUCUGGAAGAGGAGCGAGAUCGUCAGCCCAAAGUCACAAAUCUGUUUGAUAUGCACUCCCUUGAGAGUCUCCCAGAUCAAGAUGAGAAAACUAUGACAUGCAGAAGUCGAGCUCCCCUUCAUCCAAUACCAAGUCCGUGGAAGUUUCAGCAUCCGUUUCAUGGCCGGUUAACAAGCAACAUGUUCUGCAAGCGCUGCGAGCUACAGAGUCCAGUGCGGUACGACUCGUUUGAUAGUCUUUCCCUGUCCAUUCCUUUACCUCAGUGGGGGCGGCCGAUCUCUCUAGAUCAGUGUCUUCAGCACUUUAUCUCUUCGGAAACCAUCAAAGAAGUGGAGUGUGAAAACUGCACCAAGCUUCAACAAGCAACCACAAUAAAUGGACCAGUUGUAGAAAGCCAAAGGACAACAUUUGUUAAACAGCUAAAACUGGGGAAGCUCCCCCAGUGCCUUUGCAUCCAUUUGCAAAGAUUGACGUGGUCGAGUGAAGGAACCCCCAUCAAACGACAGGAGCAUGUGCAGUUUGCAGAGUAUCUAUCAAUGGACCAUUACAAACACAACACUUCCACACAGAGGAGUCAGCGGCUCAGAUGCACUGCAAAAUCCAUAAAGGCUGAAAGCAGAGACGAUUCAGUAGAAAAACCCUCUGCCAAUGGCUCCGAUUCAGAGCAUCAUAACAACAACAAACCUUUUUCUAAUGGAACUUGUUCAUCGGUCCUCCUUCACACUUCUGGUGUGAACCCACAGCUCAGCCUCGCAUAUGACUACAGUUCUACAGAGUACCUUUUCCAGCUCACGGCGGUGCUGGUUCACCACGGUGACAUGCACUCAGGACAUUUCGUCACCUACCGCCGCAGUCCCUCCUCAUCUCGCAGCUCUUCGCCCUUCAGCUGCCAGUGGCUGUGGAUGUCAGACGAUUCGGUACGCAAAGCCAGCCUGCACGAGGUGCUGUCUUCCAACGCUUACAUGCUCUUUUACGAGAGAGUUCGAAGGCUUGGCCUCUCUCUGCAGUCAGAGCAGUAACCAAAGGCUCGCAGCCUGAAUGACUUCUGCCUUUCCAGUCACACUGUCACACUCGAUGUGGCAGGGGACAGCACGGUUACCAACAGGUGGCUUUGUGAACAUGACACCAGAGAAGAAAGCCAUCCUAGAGUUGUCCUAGGGUGUAGUGUGAUGUGUUGUGGACACCUUGCCUGCUGCUCUGCUCCAGAGGAGGAGCCUUUUAAUCCCAAAGAUAAUAAAACUGCAGGAUUUUUGUGUUAGCGUUUAUCGGGAAGCUACUUUUUCUUUGACAAGUAAUAAUUUAUGUAACACCUCGACUUCUACCAGAUAAAGAAAGAGGAACAUUAAACGCUGCAUCGGCCACAACAUCAAAAACCACUGACAAGCAAAAUGAGUAACUGUUGUCAUCACUGGUGCAGUGAUCUGCUGCAAAACCUAUGGGUCAUGGUAUAUGGAUGCUACUUUGGUACACUCCACCCACCUAAAGACUGUUGCAUCCCAAGCAAUGGCACUCUGUGGCAGUAUCCUCCUCCAGCAGCAUAUUUACCCCAAACCCCACC